AUGGAACAUGGCGUAAUCAUCAAAGAAUCCAUCAUUACUAAUCUUCUCAUCAAAUGUGUUGGUAGUCCUACAUUUGCUAAAGUUAUAUGGAUUGCUCAGGAAAAAGGAGUUUCUUUGAAGUUCGGCUGGGCUUAUCGGCAGAUUUCCCAGAAAGUCUUCUAUAAAUGGGGAUUGUCGUCAUUUCUGUGGGCAUUUUUCAUUGCCAAUGAAAAGCUGUGA
This is a messenger RNA of Haemonchus placei, 219 nucleotides long. The record is from the annotation of a GenBank genome assembly. NCBI's taxonomy places the organism in Eukaryota, Metazoa, Nematoda, Chromadorea, Rhabditida, Trichostrongylidae.